AUGGUGUGGGGCAGUAGUUGCAGCGUAGCGCUUCUGCUUUGGCGCCGUUUCCCGUUUGGGCGCUUGGAGAUGGUUCGCCCCAGCAACCCCGGGGCCACUGAUAUUGGAACCGCCUUCAUCUUGCUGUGCAGAGUGCUCCUGUGCCGUUUCCCAAUGGCAGUCGAGGACAAAGCAUCCAAGCAAUCAGCAAAUGAAGAGAAGAUGGAACUUGGACAAGCGCCCAUGUGGACUUGUAGAAGAGUAUCCAUCCGCCUUUCCCCAAGGCAGGUAGAAGGUGUUAGAUGCGUCCUGUGGCACGGCGGUACCGUGGCUCGUGGAAGGUGA
Molecule: messenger RNA, 324 nt
Organism: Colletotrichum lupini
Lineage: Eukaryota; Fungi; Ascomycota; Sordariomycetes; Glomerellales; Glomerellaceae
Exons: 2
Coding region: 1-324 (107 amino acids)
Source: RefSeq, a predicted model, not a curated record